CUGAACGUAUCUAAUCUCUUGUAACAUUAUGCCACCCAAAACCAGCGGUAAAGCCGCCAAGAAGGCCGGCAAAGCGCAAAAGAACAUUUCGAAGACCGAUAAGAAGAAGAAGCGUAAGAGGAAGGAAAGUUACGCCAUUUACAUCUACAAAGUCCUGAAGCAAGUUCAUCCCGAUACUGGAAUUUCCAGUAAGGCCAUGAGCAUCAUGAACAGCUUCGUCAACGACAUAUUUGAGCGUAUCGCUGCUGAAUCGUCGAGACUUGCUCAUUACAACAAGCGUUCAACCAUCACCUCUCGGGAGAUUCAAACGGCAGUCAGGCUACUCCUUCCUGGUGAAUUGGCUAAGCACGCCGUUAGUGAAGGAACCAAAGCCGUCACCAAGUACACCAGUUCCAAGUGAGCUGUGAACUUCACAACGAAAAUCGGCCCUUUUCAGGGCCACCAAAUCUUCUUGCAACAUUACGACUUCUAAUAUAGCUGAACCUAUUUCCAAAAACACAAAACGCAUUAUGUAUUCAUAGGCAAAAUUUCAGCAUCAGUGCAUGCUAUGGUCUCGACUCACGUACAAUUUUCCAGCGGUAUGAUUGAUUCCGCAUCCAUGGCUCCAUUUUGUUUCAAGUAUUUUUUUUUCGUCCAAUAACCGUCAAAAACUUCACCGAUGUACAAGCAGACAAUGGUGGAACAUGACCCUGUAAAAUCAUGCAUCUGGUUCGGAAAAAGAAAGUUUGCAGGAUUCAAUUCCUACCAUAGUUCCAGUCUUAAAGUUACGACAGGUCACAGUAUCACAUACAAAAUUGUAGCGAUCAUUGAGAAUCAAUAAUACAUAAAUAUCAUAUUUGACAUUCAGCCAAUAAGAAAAUAAUGAUGAGAAAUAGGGACGGAAACAAAUUAAAUGAGUAAAGU
Molecule: messenger RNA, 903 nt
Organism: Athalia rosae (coleseed sawfly)
Lineage: Eukaryota; Metazoa; Arthropoda; Insecta; Hymenoptera; Athaliidae
Product: histone H2B
Exons: 1
Coding region: 29-400 (123 amino acids)
Cellular component (GO): nucleosome
Molecular function (GO): protein heterodimerization activity; structural constituent of chromatin; DNA binding
Source: RefSeq, a predicted model, not a curated record